AUGUUUCUCUUCUUGCUCCCCAAGGUCCCGCUUAUGUUGCGGGUGGCCAUCCUGCACAUGCUACAUGUCUCGCAGCAGUCAAAGUACCUAGACUUGCGGACUGAGCUCAUCAUUGCGGUCCUGCGGUCCCUAACCAACCCGUCACGUCCUCUGAGCAUAUCAGACACGCAAAAGCUGGCUGGCCAGGCUCCGAAACUCAAGGGGAGGAUUUGGGUUAGCACCUACUCGUGCCCGCCUCCGCCACCAGGGGAGACAGGUCUGCAGGAGGCCAUCGCCAAGGCCAUUGACGGGCUGCGGAACCCCAAGGCGCCCCAGCCCACGUACCAGAUGCCCGAACCGGCGUCCAUCGAGGGCGAGUGGACAGGCUACCGCGCCAGUGCGACCGCCGAGUCCCGGCUGCCCAACGUGUCGGAGAGGGAGCUCUACGCCGAGAUGAUGAGGGAGGUCAAUAGUCCCGUGACGGUGCUCUACUUCCAUGGAGGUGCCUACUAUAUGCUGGACCCUGCCAAUCAUCGUCCGACCACCAAGACGCUGGCCAAGCUGACGGGCGGGAGGGUGUACUCGGUCCGGUACCGCCUCUCGCCGCAACACGCAUUCCCGGCGGCUCUGAUGGACGCCUUGCAGUCCUAUCUCGCCUUGCUCUACCCGCCAGAGGGCGCCUUCCACGAGCCCGUCAAGCCAGAGCACCUUGUCUUUGCCGGCGACAGCGCCGGAGGCAACCUCUCCCUGGCCCUGCUCCAACUGGUCCUCCACCUCAAUAAGCACACCCACCUCAUCCCCUGGCACGGCACCCCCCGGCAAAUCCCCCUGCCCGCCGGCGUGGCCGUCAACUCCCCCUGGCUCGACAUAACGCACUCAUUCCGGUCCUGCACAACCAACGCGCCCUUCGACUACCUCCCCCCCCCCGCCCAGCAACGCGCCGCCGAAGCCCACCGGCCCGCAUGCCCCAUCUGGCCCGCCACUCCGCCGCGCAAGCACCUGUACGCGCCUGACUCCCUGCUCGCGCACCCGCUCGUCAGUCUGGUCCUCGCCCGGUCCUGGCGGGGCGCACCGCCCGUGUACAUGUGCACCGGCUGGGAGCUGCUGGCGGACGAGGACAAGUUUGUGGCGCACAAGAUGUGGCGGGAAGGGGUGAAAGUGUUGCUCGAGGAGUUUGAGGCCAUGCCGCACUGUUUUGCGCUCGUCAUGCCGCAGCUCAGGGAGGCAAGGCGGUGCUUGGAGGGGUGGGCUGGGUUUAUCAAGGGGGUUGUUGAGGGCGGUGCUGGUGGUUGUGGUGUGGGGGAGAGUCGGUUUGUGACGGUUCGGGCGAAGUCGUUGGAGGAGGUGGUGGGGAAUAUUGGGGAGGUGUGGAAGGAGGGGGAGGAGGUGGUUGAGGAACGGGUAUGGAGGAUGGUCACGGAGCGGGGAAUCACUGAGGAAGGAAUUGCGAAGUUGUGAUAUUGCUUGCUUACUGCACAAUACACACGGCCAAGGUACAAUACUUCGGAAGCUCGGAAUAGAGCCGAGGACGCGGUUAUGAGAUGGAGCAGGAGGUGUGAACAUUAUAAGAAGAUGGUCAGCGUGACCUAGGUGGUAGCUACCACAUUUGGUUAAGUUGUUACUGUGCACGCUGAAUAUUUCGUAUGUGCUCCUCAAUGGAGCUGAGUGAGUGUAGAGCUCAGAGGAAU
Molecule: messenger RNA, 1667 nt
Organism: Parathielavia appendiculata
Lineage: Eukaryota; Fungi; Ascomycota; Sordariomycetes; Sordariales; Chaetomiaceae
Exons: 2
Coding region: 1-1437 (478 amino acids)
Molecular function (GO): lipase activity
Source: RefSeq, a predicted model, not a curated record